Molecule: messenger RNA, 423 nt
Organism: Lathyrus oleraceus (garden pea)
Lineage: Eukaryota; Viridiplantae; Streptophyta; Magnoliopsida; Fabales; Fabaceae
Exons: 2
Coding region: 1-423 (140 amino acids)
Source: RefSeq, a predicted model, not a curated record
AUGGCCCGAAUUAAGGCCAGUAAAUUGGAGUUUAACAUUGUAAUCGGAAGGUCCGACAAUGGUUCUAAUAGAAGGCAAUCAUUUGUAACCAUGAGAUGUGAGAGAAGUGACACGUAUGUUCCACCGAUUCGGAAGUUGAAACGUGAUGAUACAAGAUCAAGAAAAUGUGAGUGUCUAUUUAAAUUACAUGGAUACCGUAAGGUGGAUGAUACAUGGAAAUUUAAUGUGAUUUCUGGUUUACAUAAUCAUGCCUUGCAAAACGAGCUAGUCGGUUAUCCCAUUGUAUGUUGCCUUAAACCAGAGGAGAAAAAAAUUGUUUCAGACAUGUCUUUAAUUAGGGUGGUGCCAAAAAAUAUAUUUGCAAAUUUGAAACAGAAAAAACCUGAAAGUGUUUCAAAUAUCAAGCAGGUACAUAGUUUGUGA